AUGAGCUCAACAUCGGACGGCUUAAAUCCACCCGGCCCCGGUCCGGACGGAGCAGUACGAACCCAGGCUCGUCGACGAUUUACACAGGUCCUCACCAUGCUAACUCACGGCAGUGGGGCUCUGUCCAAGCGCAAGAGAUUGAACAGUUUGAUGGAACGGACUACCGGUCGGGAGGUGGACGAUCCGGUCACGGAGACGGAAACCGCAAUUCACUGUGUGGUUGUCACACCACAGACACAUCAGGCACUGGUCAGUGAAUUAACCGGUUCAACCAAAGGUGGAAAGUCCAGUGAACUGACUAACCGAAUUGAGCAGUUCUGGGAUUCAGUGGUUUCCCGAAUCGAUCGGUAUUUGGGAGACCGAAUCCAAGAUGAACGCAUUCAGUUGGUAAACACUCUAUGCGGAACGGAAAAUGAUCGUCCCACAAAUGCGUUUCCAGUGGUGGGUGCCUCGAAUCUCGAUUUGGACCGAAACGCGUUCGUUUCCAAGAUUAUCCAACACGCAUAUCACCUCGCGCUACAAUCCGGCAGUGAUCAAUUUACCAGGUUGCUUGAUCUGAUGAACAGUAUGCUGAAAUCUAUCGAAUCCAAGGAUUCAAACCAUCCAGAAGCCCUUGAUUCUUUGACCAAAAGACAGGAAUUUCUUGCCAAACACGGUCUUUGUGAGUUAAUUGUUCGUUGCAUGUCGGACACGAAAAUCGGUGAGGCCACAUUUAUGAAAGCCUUGCAGAUCCAAUUUUACAAUGCACUGACUAACCAGAAGAAAACGUACGGGGAGUUUUUCAGUGUAUUUUUUCGUCGUCUGCACACAAUGCAAACCCAGUUCGAUCGACAUACUGGGCUCGAAGUUUCCGGUCGGGGGAAUUCCAAACCGAGGAACGGACUUCGAAUGAGUGAAGCCGAUGGUGGAACACAUCCUCAACCGAUAUCCUCAUCCACCAUGGAACUGAUCGAUUCGAUCACACCCCUGUUGAAGUUCAUGCGAGCGUUGUGUGCUCGGCAUAAUGAGCCGUUUCAAAAUCUAUUCCGACAUCAGCCAGAAAAUGUCACAAGUUACAAUCUGGUAGAAGAGACACAAAUGCUUCUGUUGGGUUUCAGUCCGAUUGAGACCACGGAACUGAACGGUAGCCUCCAACAAAUCCAAGCAUCAUGCUCAAACCGCCCUGAAGAAUCGAAUACUCGCCCACGAGGGACGAGGAUGGAAGUGGCCAUGACAACCGCUUUUAUCCCCGGUCAACUCGAUGGUCGAUCGGGAAACAAGGCUACUACGGACAAGCAACGUGCCGGUCAAAAACGAUAUGCUGAUUUGUGCUGGAUCACUGAUCCACCGGUCGCACAGUUCUUUGUUCUGAUUCUCUCCUGUCUGACUGCGUUUUGUGAGGGACCGUGCACGGAGAAUCAAGAACUAGUUGCCAGCCCGGGAGCCGGAUGUUUAGAGGCGGUCGGGAACGCGGUGCUAUCCAAAUUACCCUCAGGUGAUCAUGUGGACGGAAGAUCUUUGCGUUUGUAUAACCUGAUAACUGAAGUCAAGUCAGAAGCAAUACACUAUCACUAUGGAAUGUCCCGUCAAUUCAAAGAUACACAUUUGGGCGAGAAACUGCAAACCAUUGCACACCAGUUGUACAUUCUUGUGCGACACCUGUUCAUCGAUUGUCCAAGCUGCAUUCUUCCAAACGAGGCCCGAAUCUCCGCGAUCGAUGAUCAGUCCGGCUGUGGCACUUGUGCAACCGAGCGACCGGGACUCAACACAACUCUACGAUCGAUCUCUGUGAGCAAUGCAGAAUCGACCACAACUUGUGCGCUGGUUUUCUUCUCCGACCGUACUGCCCAGAUUGAAUGCUAUCGGCACGGCCUCGUAGCUCAGCCAGCUCAGGCAAUGCGAGUGUAG
Echinostoma caproni is the source of this 1887-nucleotide messenger RNA. The record is from the annotation of a GenBank genome assembly. NCBI's taxonomy places the organism in Eukaryota, Metazoa, Platyhelminthes, Trematoda, Plagiorchiida, Echinostomatidae.